AUGGCCGUCACAGAGCUCGCACUCCUCCAAUUCAAGGAGCUCCCGAACGAGGAGACCAAGGAGCUCCUCGACUACUGCCAGACGGUCCAGGACACCUGGGUUCUCCGCCAGAAGCCCGGUCUGCCGCCGAAGCGUGUGGAACGCGGCACCGCCAUCCUCCAGCAGGUCGAGGACCCGAGCGUACUGCUGCUGGCCGCACAAUGGGAUUCUCCUGAGGCGCACCACGAGUGGAUCGUCUCGCCAGAAAACCAAAACGUCAUGGGCAAGCUGACGCCGCUCAUCCACCGCGAGGGUCCGCGGGCAGUGCUAUUCUUCCACAUCGAUACGCCCAUAUUCGUCCCGGGGCAGAGCACGCCGGCAGCAACGGCGGAUAGCGAAGCAAAGACGGGGGGUGAUGAAGCGGCUGCUGCCGCUGAGUCGGCAGAAGCGGAAUCGAAGGACAAGGAGCCGGAAGCGCCGGCAGCUGCAGAAAACAAGGCAGAGGGCAAGAAGAAGGCCGAAGACGAGCCGCCUAACUUGUUGACGGCGCCGGUGGUCAGCGUUGGGCGCUUCGGCGUGCGGCCUGAGCGCAAGGAGGAGUUCGUCAAGAAGUACGCCGAAGCGAAGUGGGUGGUUGAGGAUGCCUCGAAGCCGUACCCCGUGCGCGGCGGUUGGCGAAUCGAGCGGGCUGUGGACGGCACAGAGGAGUUCGUCAUGUACUGCGGCUGGUCAUCGGUCGAGCAACAUAAGGCAAUCGCGCAGCACGAAGGGUUCAAGGAGUGGGCAGGCAUCCAGGAGUUUGUGACGGGGACGGACAUCUGGCACUACAAGAGGAUCAUGUAG
Messenger RNA from Colletotrichum siamense, 822 nucleotides. RefSeq lists its product as uncharacterized. The record is from RefSeq and is a predicted model, not a curated record. Lineage: Eukaryota; Fungi; Ascomycota; Sordariomycetes; Glomerellales; Glomerellaceae. The transcript has a single exon. Bases 1 to 822 code for a protein of 273 amino acids.